This is a messenger RNA of Xiphophorus hellerii (green swordtail), 1925 nucleotides long. RefSeq names its product retinal pigment epithelium-derived rhodopsin homolog (gene rrh). The record is from RefSeq and is a predicted model, not a curated record. Gene Ontology annotation, biological process: visual perception; G protein-coupled receptor signaling pathway. The coding region runs from base 820 to 1830 and encodes 336 amino acids. Gene Ontology annotation, cellular component: membrane. Gene Ontology annotation, molecular function: G protein-coupled receptor activity. The transcript has 7 exons. Lineage: Eukaryota; Metazoa; Chordata; Actinopteri; Cyprinodontiformes; Poeciliidae.
AAAUUUUUUGUCUUAUGCAAAAUGUUUUAUGUCUCACAUUAACACACCAGCAGUUUAUGUUAAUGUGAGACUUCUUAAAAUGGGUUUUAAAGAAUCCAUGUCCAGUGCAGGACGAUCUACUUCAGAUUUAACAGGUCUAAUUAUUUGAGUUUUUAAAUUAUUCGUUCAAAUGAAAUCCAGAUUUCUUGAAAACACAUCAAGUAGCAUUUUCAAUGUCCUUUGUAAACUUUAGCGUACGGAAACACUUCCUGUAGUAAUUAGAUUGUGAAUAACAAAUGAGAAUUGUCUAUGAUGCUGAAAAGACUGCUUGUGAUGUCUAACACCAUGUAGCAUCCUGGUGGGUGAGCCAUAUCUCCUAGAUCUAAAAUGCCUCUUUACCUCAUCCAGCAUAGGAAUUUUUAAUCUGCACUCAUGUUAUGUCUUCUUGGUCAUAUACAUUUGCUUUGUGAUGAAAAAACACGUGUGGGAUGACAACGCAUGUAAUCUCUGACUGAGGUAUAAGAAUGUCAGGUGUUGCAAUAGUAUCUGUAAUGUUUGGGGUGUGACGCAAUUAAAAUGUUAUUUUUUGUUGAAAUGUCAGUGUCAGAACCCAGAUUUCAGGCCACAUGAGCAGUAAUCCUUACUUUUGUACAAAAUACUGGCUCCCAGCAGAGAACAGAGCUGGAAUGUAAUAAUCCACCGAGAAACAGGCUUUAGUUUCCCAACAUCAGCUCUCUGAUUCUUUAUUCUGUUCAAACAGGAUCUCAAGAGUUUUUACUGUUCUGCUCUUUAGAUUGUACUAUUAGUUCUGGUUUUGAUUUUUUUAAAACAAGUCAAAAGAUGGGGAUGGACUCAGAGGUGAACAGUUCUGGUGAUGUUGCACCAUACGGAGGAAAAAGUGCUUUCAGCCAAAUGGAGCACAACAUCGUGGCUGGAUAUCUGAUAACUGCAGGUGUCAUCAGUUUGGCCAGUAACAUCGUAGUUCUGCUGAUGUUUGUAAAGUUCAGGGAGCUCCGCACAGCCACUAACUUCAUCAUCAUCAACCUGGCCUUCACUGACAUUGGAGUGGCUGGUAUUGGUUAUCCUAUGUCUGCUGCCUCAGAUAUUCAUGGAAGCUGGAAGUUCGGCUACACCGGAUGCCAGAUAUAUGCAGCCCUCAACAUCUUCUUCGGCAUGGCCAGCAUCGGCCUACUGACUGUGGUUGCUAUUGACCGCUACCUCACCAUCUGCAGACCAGACAUCAGUCAGAAAAUGACUGCUAGGUCUUACAACAUCCUUAUUCUGGCUGCCUGGCUGAAUGCUGUGUUCUGGUCCUCCAUGCCUAUAGUAGGCUGGGCAAGUUAUGCCCCUGACCCCACUGGAGCAACAUGCACAAUCAACUGGAGACAAAACGAUGCCUCCUUCAUCUCCUUCACGAUGGCGGUGAUUGCAGUAAACUUUGUGGUUCCUCUGUCUGUCAUGUUUUACUGCUACUACAAUGUGUCUGUCACCGUGAAGAGGUACAAAACAAGUAACUGCCUGGAAAGCAUCAACAUCGACUGGUCUGACCAGAUGGACGUUACCAAGAUGUCUAUUAUAAUGAUCAUCAUGUUUCUGGUUGCCUGGUCUCCCUACUCCUUGGUUUGCCUCUGGGCAUCAUUUGGUGACCCAAAGACCAUUCCUGCCCCGAUGGCCAUUAUUGCUCCUCUCUUCGCAAAGUCCUCAACGUUUUACAACCCCUGCAUCUAUGUUAUUGCCAACAAAAAGUUCAGGAGAGCCAUCACUGGGAUGAUUCGAUGUCAAACAAGGCAAAGGAUUACAAUCAGUACACAGGUUCCAAUGACAAUCUCCCAGCAGCCUCUGACCCAGUAAUUUAAGGCCUAUAUACCUAAUCUAACUAUAUAGCUAUUUAAAUGUACCUACAUUAAAACCUUAAAAUAAACAUUUAUGUAAUCCAUUUAACAGUA